Molecule: messenger RNA, 1094 nt
Organism: Eimeria maxima
Lineage: Eukaryota; Apicomplexa; Conoidasida; Eucoccidiorida; Eimeriidae
Exons: 3
Source: RefSeq, a predicted model, not a curated record
GUUGGGUGGGGUUGACUGAUGGGGAUAAGCUGUCUCUGAAGCCCACUCUGUUCCAAGACAAUCGCCUGCUUUUUCUAGAGCCUGUUGAAGGCGUUUGCGAGGCGUUUAACGCCGUCCAGUCGGGGAAGUAUGACGUAAAGUGCUGGAGCAAACACGAGUGUCACCUGGGCAUUGAAGGGGACAAGAACGUAUUUCUGCUGAUACCAAAUUUGCGUGAUGUUGUGGUGUAUUCUCAUCCAGAGCGUUUGCCCGCUUUCCCAAAGGCGUGGAAACCGCUGCUCUUUAUUGUGAACCCCUCUGUGGUGGCGUUUCGACUGACUGACCGAGUGUGUUUGGUGGUGACGAUUGAUGAGAGUCACACAGUGAAAGUGCAGUGCGUUGACUACAAUGGGGGCUUUUUAGUCUCUCAUCCGUCCACAAAUGCAGCACUUGCUUACGGUGCAAUGGUGGUGAAGGGUUUUGAUACACUUCCGAACUGCGAGGUGAUACCGCACAUGAAUUGCGCCUCGGGCGACUGGGGCUUCUUCGUGCAGUUGUUUGAGUGGGGGUCGUUUGUAAUUCCUAAGUCUUUAGACCUGACGCGGCCCACCUCAAUCCUAGGUCUCGGACUCGGAAAGAAGGUCGACUGUUUGGGGGUGCUGCUUCACCCACCCAACAUCAUCAUCAUGGUGCACUUGGAAUCGCCCAAGGUGCUGAGGGCCCUCAGCUACGGUCGCGACUACCUUAUGACGGCCAUAAAAACUAGCGAAACAGACAUCGACAUCUACUUCAUCAUGGAUGGGCAAAUGGUCCGCUACAGCUACUCCUUUGAUCUUCGAAUAAACAGACCUGGGAAACCCCAACACCACGAUAACGUGGCCUUAAAGUGUACACUUGAACUCGACGAAAAAAAGAAAUGCAACCGCUUCAUCUUUCACAGCACAAAAAACUCAACUGUUGUUGUGCCGGAAGGCUGCCCAUCAGGAGAGGGAGACCACCUAGUGAAUAAAACUCUCAUCGCAGUUUUCGAUGCGGAGAUAUGCAUGUACCUCACGCAUCCUCCUGCCCUGAAGCUGUGCUCUGCCUUCAACACUGUGGCACUGCCCAUCGACUGA